This is a messenger RNA of Cyprinus carpio (common carp), 2721 nucleotides long. Its product is annotated as chaperone Ric-8B-like. Lineage: Eukaryota; Metazoa; Chordata; Actinopteri; Cypriniformes; Cyprinidae. Gene Ontology annotation, biological process: G protein-coupled receptor signaling pathway. The record is from RefSeq and is a predicted model, not a curated record. Gene Ontology annotation, molecular function: guanyl-nucleotide exchange factor activity; G-protein alpha-subunit binding. Gene Ontology annotation, cellular component: cytoplasm; plasma membrane.
GGACUCUUGUAAGCGUGUUGUCGAGAAACGUGACGUGACGGGUGAAAGUUGACCAGAUGAGAAAAACAGAGGAGGUGUUUAACUCUCAUCCUUACUGUUGUUAUAAGAAGAAGGGCAGGCUGUCAGUGUUUGUAAGUGUACGGCAAAAGCAACAUUCAGAGAUGAGUUUGACUGCUAUUCUGUCAGAGAUCGACGGUGGAGAUGACAAGGGAGUUGGAAAGCUUUUGCAGAAGUAUAACCUAGAGAACAGCCACACGUUUGCCUUUGACCACAAAGAGGAGGAUGCACGAAUUGAAUUGUGUCAGGGUCUUCUUAAAGUCCUCCGUCGGUCAGAUCAUCCACUUUGCCAAAGCACCUGCCUGGAGACCCUGCGCAUCCUGUCCAGAGACAAGCGUGUACUUGGACCUGUAGCCACCAAAGAGGGCAUCCUCACUCUAGCAGGACUGGCCCGUAUCCAUGUGGUGGGACACGACGGAGAGCCACUAGAGGAGGCACAGUCAGCAGAGGAGGAGAGGGUUGUAGUGGAGGCCCUCAAGUGCCUGUGCAAUGUAGUGUUUAACAGUGUGCCGGCACAGCAGGUGGGCGCUGAUGUGAAGUUGGCAGAGGGUCUGUGUGCCCGCUUGCCUUCGGUCAGCUCGUCCCAUCAUGAGGUGGGCCUGUUCUCCCUCCGGCUCCUGUUUCUGCUUUCCGCCCUGCGGACGGAUGUGCGUGGUAUGCUUCAGAAGGAGGCGGGUGCAGUGAGGCUGCUCACUGACAUACUGGAGCGUACUCUUGACGUCCGUUGGGUGGGGCCAUAUGAGGCAGAAGCCCCUAAACCAGAAGCCCUGCCCAUUUCCUCAGAAAACAAUGAGCUUGCCAUGGAAGCCCUUAAAGCUCUGUUUAACAUCACUAUGUCUGAUUCCAGCGAUGAGGACAAUGACCACCAGCUUCGACUGAUUGCUGGCAUCAUGAGACAUCUCCUAAUGCUCAAGACGCACACUGAGGAUAAAACAGAGGAGGCUCACAGUCAUACCAUAAAUCUCCUGAGUAACCUUCCCGUGCGAUGCCUGGAUGUUCUAAUAGACAUCCCUGUCCAAGGUGGGAUGGAAACGUAUGGUGGGAAGAACAUGGAUGUAGUGCAGAUACUUCUAGAUUUUAUGGAAAAGAGGAUAGACAAGGGGACCAACUAUAAAGAAGGCUUGACACCUGUGCUGAGUCUGAUGACAGAGAGCUCUAGAUACCACAGGGAGAUCCGCAGAUACCUCAAGGCCCAGGUGCUGCCUCCCCUGAAGGAUGUGAAGGAAAGGCCGGAAAUCGGUUGCACAGUUCGAAACAAACUGGUGCGUCUCAUGACGCAUGUAGAUAUGGCAGUAAAACAGGGGGCUGCUGAGUUUCUUUUUGUGCUCUGCAAGGAGAGCGUGGAUAAUCUGUUGAAGUACACUGGUUAUGGUAAUGCUGCUGGAUUGUUGAUGGCACGAGGGUUGCUGGCCGGAGGCAGAGGAGAGACACAGUACUCAUCUGAUGAAGAUUCUGACACUGAGGAGUACAAAUCAGCCAAACCAUUUAUUAACCCCAUCACAGGUCACAUAGAGCUCCCAAUGCCAAACCCUAUGGAGGAGAUGACAGAGGAGCAGAAGGAAUAUGAAGCUCAGAAGCUUGUCAAAAUGAUUGAUGAAUUAUCAAGGAAGGAAUUGAUCAGACCGAUGGGAGUGAGGAAGGAUGGUACUCUAGCACCCCUAGGAGAAGCCAUCCAUGAGUGCAGCCCUCCACCCAGCAGCGACUCCGACUCAGACUAACAGGAGUUUAGUUCACUCCAACAAACCCUCUAGGCACCGCUGCUGCCAGCUGACCACCAGUCUUACCAACUGUCCCUUGCACAGGGGAUAGUUCAGUUAUUUCCUACUGAGGUUCUUUUGUUGCACGAGGGCAUGUCUUUCUAUUUGGGACAUGAAUGGUGAACUAUAGAGUGAGCGGAGAGAGAGGAAGCAGAAAUGUUUAAAAAGAUAAACGGUUGUCACCGGACUACAGUUAUAUUCAUAGUGACUGUAUGAGAUGGAACUAAGUAGGAAGUUUCACAACAUAUUCACGUGUCUCUGUGCACAAGUAAAUGCACUUGGUCUUCAAUAAUGAAGUAUAAAGGCUUAAUGACAUUUACCCUCAAGAAAAGCUGUUUAUUUAGAUUUGUAUUUAUUAAACAGUCACAGGCUGUUGCUGGUUCACAGAUAAAAGAAGAAACCUGUUUCACAAUGUUUCAAAACACUUGAAUGUUUUUUUAAAUGUUAUGCCAUCAAGCCAUGAGAUCACUUGUGCUAAGAAAUUGUUUGUCUUGCACUAAAUUUUUGCAAAAUGUGCAUUGCAUUUUUUUCCCCACCACUUAUGGCUGGAGUUUUAAAUAAGUGUCUUUUCAAAUGUUCUAUAUUAUUUUUAGCUACACAAUUUUCUAUAAGCAUCAUUUUUUUUUUUAGGUGUCAUUUUCUUCUUUUUCUAUGGAAUGUUAGGGUUUUACACAAAAAGGAUGUAAUUAAAUUCAGGUUUUCUAAAGAUUUCUGGUUACUAUCUUUGAUUUAAAAGCUUGUGAAUAUUUCACCAGGCCCAGUUCUCUUCUAUAACCACUGUAAAAUCAGAAGAAAGGGGCUUUGUUUUAUAAAAUGUUAAUUUUGAAUUUCCUUUAGUUUUUGCAUUUAGGUUUUUUGUUGAUUUUCAUUUCAGACAAUCAUUUGCAAUAAAUGAAAAACAAAACUA